This is a messenger RNA of Fundulus heteroclitus (mummichog), 1826 nucleotides long. It is a transcript of the gene itfg2, whose product is annotated as integrin alpha FG-GAP repeat containing 2. The record is from RefSeq and is a predicted model, not a curated record. Gene Ontology annotation, biological process: regulation of TOR signaling. NCBI's taxonomy places the organism in Eukaryota, Metazoa, Chordata, Actinopteri, Cyprinodontiformes, Fundulidae. Gene Ontology annotation, cellular component: KICSTOR complex. The transcript is spliced from 12 exons. Gene Ontology annotation, molecular function: protein binding. Bases 439 to 1740 code for a protein of 433 amino acids.
UUUUUUUUUAUUGUUAUGAAUUAUCUUAGUUGUAACGUUUUAGUGCUUUAUAUUGUAUUGUCCAAGCCUGAGUUCUAUAAAAUGGAUUAAGACAUAUUAACAUAUUAGUAUUCUUUUUUUAAAGUACGUUUAGUUCCAAUUAUUAAAAAGAAACGUGAAUGGGUGAAUAACAUGCAUCAAAAAGUUUUUUUUCUUUUCUUAGAAAAAUGUAGAAUAAUUUCUGAAACACCAAAGAUAGACAGCGAAUGUCAUUUAUUUUGUCUUUUCGCAGUUUCCGUUGGUUUCAGGCAGUGUCGCAUCGCGCUGGUUUUGGGUCACGUGGUUUUGUUUAUCAGGAAGUAGGGCCACAGUCGGAGGAGUAAGCUGCCGUACCUGGUUUAUGCUAUGAAUGAGUAAAGCUUUCCACAUGUUUGCUUAGCGGAUUUUAACCCAGCAGCGAUGAGGUCGCUGAACUUCGUGCACCGGGUCAGUUUGGACUUUACCGGAACCAUGUUUCCUCACGCCAUCUGUCUGGGAGACGCAGACAACGACUCGCUGAAUGAGCUGAUUGUUGGAGACACAAGUGGAAAGCUACUAGUUUACAAGAAUGAUGAAUCCAAACCGUGGAUCACACGGACCUGCGUGGGAAUGCUGACCUGCGUCGCAGUCGGAGAUGUCUGCAACAAGGGAAAGAACCUCGUCGUGGCUGUGGGUGCAGAAGGAUGGUUCCACCUCUUCGACCUGACGGCUGCCAGCGGGAGCAAAUCGGACUCCUCCAGCCAGCAUGAAUUCCUCUGUCAUGAUGAUCAGAAACCCUUCUUCACCCAACAUAUUCCUGCAAACACUAAAGUCAUCCUCAUUAGUGAUAUCGAUGGAGAUGGCCGCUGUGAGCUGGUGGUGGGAUACACAGACCGAGUGGUCCGAGCCUUCCGCUGGGAGGAGCCGUCCGACAGCUCGGAUGGGGGAUCCGGUCAGCUGGUUCUCCUAAAGAAGUGGCUUCUUGAGGGACAGGUGGACAGCCUGGCUGUGAACCCGGGUCCAGAGGGUUUACCAGAGCUCAUGGUGUCCCAGCCGGGCUGCGGAUACGCCAUCCUGCUUUGCACCUGGACCCAACAGGACUCCACCGAGUCUGAGGACGACGCCCCUGCCACGCCCGGCAGCGACGGGCCUUCCAGAGAUGUAGUUCUCCACCUGACCAGCGGGCGGAUCCACAACAAGAACGUUUCUACUCACCUAAUCGGCAGCAUAAGCAAAGGUUCAAAAGAGGAAUCUUCUAAAUGUGGACUCUUUGCACUCUGUACUUUAGAUGGAACCCUGAAGCUGAUGGACAGCUCAGAGCAGCUCUUGUGGUCAGUUCAGGUUGAUCAUCAGCUCUUUGCCCUGCAGAAACUGGAUGUCACUGGAGACGGUAGAGAGGAGGUGGUGGCCUGCGCCUGGGAUGGUCAGACCUACAUUAUCGACCACAACAGGACCGUGGUGCGAUUCCAGUUUGACGAGAACGUCAACGCCUUCUGUGCAGGUCAAUACACGUGUAAGGAGGGCAAAAACAGCCCCUGUCUGGUGUACGUCAGUUUCAACCAGAAGAUCUACAUCUACUGGAAGGUGGCGCUUGAGCGCAUGGAGUCCACCAACCUGCUGCGAGUGCUUGAGGAAAGGCCUGAAUUUAAAAGCCAGCUGAAGGUUCUUGGAGUUGAUGCUGAGGAUUCGGCUGCAGUGAGAGAUCUGGUGGCGGAUGUUCUCUACCAGGAUGCACAGACGUAGCGCGGCGGCAGAUUUUUACCACACAGCCUUCUCUGUAUUCCCCUCCCAAUGUAAAUACUCUGCUAAUAAAAACUGUGCGACGUGCU